AACAGUUUGUUUUGAUUUUGAAAAAGAUGAAUAGUUCUCUUGAAAAGCUUGUAAAUAAAAAAACUUAUCAAUAGUACUGAGAAGCAAAAUCCCAUACCUACCUAUUCUUACUAUUAAGGCUGAGUUCUCUGCAGAGCUGAAAUUCUGAGAUAUUUUUUAAUUGGUUGAGCAUAACUGGUGUUAUGGAAGGAGAUAUUAAACUUCGAGUUUGUCGUCUAUGUUUUAAUAUUAUAUCGGAUGCAAAUAACUUUUUAUUCAUAAAAGACUCUUUAGAAGAUAUGCUAAAAGUUAUAACAACAGUGGUGAAUGUGGAUAAAACUUCUAAUCCUGUGAUGUGUAACAAGUGUUCCAAAAUGCUACAAGAAAUAUUUACAUUUAAAACCAAUUUCUUUGAAAGUGAAGAAAAAAUUGAAGCAAAAAUUUCUACCCUGAAUAAUGUUAAAUUAGACUUGAGUGAUAAAAGCAGUUUUCGUAAAAGAUUGGCACGAAACUCAAAGAGAAUAAACAUACAAGAGACUAGAGUUUGCAGAACAUGUUUAAAAGUAAUUAAUAAGAAAAAGUUUAUUGAUCUUAAUUCCUUAGCUAAUUCAAGAUUAUCUUCAAUUUUAAAUUCCUGUGUUCCCGAAAUGGAUUUGAAUAUAACUAAAAAUCCCAUAAUGUGCCAGAUAUGUUACGACGCCUUGCAAAAAAUGGAAUAUUUUAAAUCCCUCUGUAACAUAAACGAAAGUAAAAUAGAUGCUUUUUCAAGGACUGUGAGAUCUGAUCCGCUUCUUAAAAUCAAUUUAUAUGAAGUUUUACACUUUUCUAAAAACCAUUCGUCCAUUUACAAUGCCGUUACGAAAUUAAAUGAACAUACAUCGGAUGAAAGAGAAUCAACUAAUGCUUUAAUCUGUAAAUCUACUAAAAUGGAACCUAGUAUUGAUGACACUGAAAAAUAUUUGAAAGUAGACUGCUUGGAAUAUGUUUCAGUCAAAAUGGAACCAUGUGAUGACGAACAAGUGGCUGAAACUAAAAUUUGUUUGAAGAGAAGAAAUGUGACAAAUAGGUCCAGAUCAGGAACACGGAAGAAAACGAAUAAUAAAUGCGACAACAAAAAUAUGAUCUGUUGUUCUGAUUGCAACUUCAAAACUAAGUACAAACAUAAUUUAAGGCGUCACUUAAUCAUCGCACAUAAAAGGAAAGACAUUGAAGUCAACAAAAAGUUUUAUCAGUGUGAGCAUUGCAGUUUCUCUACGAAAUGGAACAUAGAUUUGACUAGGCAUUCGUUGUCUCACGUGAAGCCAGAAGCUCUGAAAUGUACAAAGUGUCCUUACUCUACCAACCAAAAUGCUCACCUUAUAAAUCACAUUUUGACCCAUGUUAAUGACGAUAGUAAGGAUAAACAUAAAAAAUCUAAUUAAUUUUUACAUAUUAGUUAAUAUAUUUUUUAAAAGAUA
Messenger RNA from Anoplophora glabripennis (Asian longhorned beetle), 1436 nucleotides. RefSeq names its product zinc finger protein 160-like. Gene Ontology annotation, biological process: regulation of gene expression. The record is from RefSeq and is a predicted model, not a curated record. The coding region runs from base 183 to 1400 and encodes 405 amino acids. The transcript is spliced from 5 exons. Lineage: Eukaryota; Metazoa; Arthropoda; Insecta; Coleoptera; Cerambycidae. Gene Ontology annotation, cellular component: nucleus. Gene Ontology annotation, molecular function: zinc ion binding.